AUGCGGUGGAAGCUCGGCACCGCGGCGUACAAGCGCGUGCCGUCCCGCGACGCCGCCAUGGAUCCCGACCUCGAGACGCCAGAUCCGACAGCAGAGAAGACGCCCGACGGAGCAGGAGGAGCAGGGGCAGCAGGGGCGGGCCCGUCGUGGCGCCGGUCGCUGCCGCACGUGUGCGUCGCCACCGUCACCUCCUUCCUCUUCGGCUACCACACAGGGGUGGUGAACGAGCCGCUCGAGAGCAUCUCCGCCGACCUCGGAUUCGCCGGCAACACGCUGGCCGAAGGGCUCGUGGUGAGCAUAUGCUUGGGGGGAGCGUUCGUCGGGUGCCUCUUCAGCGGCUCAGUCGCCGACGGAAUCGGCCGGCGCCGCGCUUUUCAGCUCAGCACCCUGCCCAUGAUCGUGGGAGCCGCCUUAAGGUGGAGAGUGUGUUUCUGGGUUUCAGCUGUCCCAGCAGUUUUACAAGCUAUUGCUAUGGAGUUCUGUGUUGAGAGCCCCCAGUGGCUAUAUAAGUGUGGAAGAACAAACGAAGCAGAAAUGCAGUUUGAGAAGCUUCUAGGCCCUCUUCAUGUAAAAUCUGCUAUGGCAGAACUUUCUCGAUCGGAGAGAGGAGAUGAUGGGGAAAGUGUGAAGUUCUCAGAGUUGUUUUAUGGCCGCCACUUCAAUGUUGUUUUUAUUGGCACAACGCUCUUUGCUUUACAACAGUUAUCGGGCAUAAAUUCUGUGUUCUAUUUCUCAUCAACUGUGUUCAGAAGUGUGGGGGUGCCCUCUAGCCUUGCCAAUAUAUGCAUGGGGAUUGCAAAUUUGUUAGGUUCUAUUAUAGCUAUGCUUCUAAUGGACAAACUAGGCAGGAAAAUGCUUCUUGUAGGAAGCUUCUUUUUCAUGGCCUUCUCAAUGGGACUUCAGGCUAUUGGAGCGAAUCGUCACCUUGGUUCUGCAAGUGUAUAUCUUUCGGUUGGUGGGAUACUGCUGUUUGUCUUGGCAUUUUCGUUGGGAGCAGGCCCAGUUCCAGGACUUCUUUUGCCUGAGAUUUUCCCAAACAAAAUUCGGGCCAAAGCUAUGGCUCUGUGUAUGUCAGUGCACUGGUUUGUUAUUCUUGCGACUUCUGGAGCAACUUGGUCCACAGGUUCUGUACACAAUGUUCUCAUCAGCGUGUGUGGUAGGAGCAAUAUUUGUGCGGCGACACGUAGUCGAAACCAAAGGAAAAACUUUGCAGGAGAUAGAAGUUUCACUGUUACAAACACAGUAAAGCCGGGUGGGCGGUCUGUUCCCAGAUCAAGUGAUCUGAUCAUCUCUUGCGGACAGAAUCGCCCUACGCUCGGUGGAAAUGAAGAGCUAUGUGCCCUGUUUAGAGGUGCCAGUGAUUCAAAAAACAAGCAAGGGGAGCUUGGUGCAUCUGGAUUAAAUCCGCUUUAUGAGCUGAAGCCCAAUGGGAGCCCCUACUUAGCGCCUAAGGCGCUGGCAAACAUGCCCAGAAUUUUGGAAAAUAUUGGAAAUUUAUAA
Messenger RNA from Triticum turgidum subsp. durum (durum wheat), 1500 nucleotides. Lineage: Eukaryota; Viridiplantae; Streptophyta; Magnoliopsida; Poales; Poaceae. The record is from the annotation of a GenBank genome assembly.